CUGAAAGAGCCUGAGCUGAUAGCGGUCUGCUCUGCAUUCGACACUUCCACUUUCGGUAUUGCCCUGAAGGAAUAUGUCGACUUGUUGCGAAGGUUGCGGGAAGGAAUGUGGCUCACGAAAUGCUAUAUUCCGACACCUCAAGGACAACAAGGGAGAGUGCCUAGACAAGGAGCAGUACCAAGAUUUUUUGCGCUAUGUCCAAAACCAAAAGCGGGAGAAGACCAUGGUGCUGUACGGAUACUUGACUGCCAAAGAUGAAGUUCCGCCUGAAGCUAUUCUACAUAACGGCCAUGACGCCGCCAAUCUUCUACUGCAAAUAAUUGAGCAACAUUCUUCAUCUUUCAAUAUUACUCCUGGGGUACCUUCUCAAACAGAUGAGAAUAGCAAUACCAAACUUACUAGAUCUUACGGUAACACAGCAAGAAAUACGAGCGUUCUAGAGCAAGAUAGCUACACAGGUGCGAUUACGGAAGCCUUGUGUGCCAGACUCCCACCAAUUGGGGUGUCCGAUUCGACGUGGUCAGACGAAAUCAACAAAAUCCUGGACGAGCAGCUGCAGUCUACACCCGGUCAAAUGAUGGUUUUUGGUCGACGAAAAAUGACAAUAUCAAAAUUUAAUGCUGAAAUGGAUGUUACCCAUCGCCGAGUUGAAUAUCUUUUGCCCGCCGAUUUUUUGUUUGCUCCGAAUGCGACUCCCAACGAUAAUCGAUCUGAUUUUCUUUCCUCACUGCCCUCCUUUACGGACGGAAGCUACAGAGAUCGCAGCGAAGGACAAGUCAACUUUCAGGGUGCGCCUAGUUACGAUUCGAGCAAUGAUCGACGGCGGCCCGAUCCAGAAACACUUCGCUAUCUCCACAAUCUGAAAAAAUUGAUGCAAAGACUCACCACGCACAUAGAAAAACUCGAUACCAACGACAAAGCAGCCGUUUUGGAGAAAGACUUUAAUCGGCAAAAACGGCACAAGAAUCGACACGCCAAUUCACUGAAGAAAGAAGCAAAGGGCGAGCGGCGCCUUGAAAAAUCGCAGAAUACAUUGGUGCAACCAGAGACGAAGCGUCCCAAAAAAGAAGACAAAAAGGGCCAAAACGUGUUGCGUCGAAAGCGAUAUCAUAAUUUCACACCUUCCGUUCUAGCGCACGAUUUUUUGGCGUAUCGUCGUCUUGACCGCAUUUAUCACCGGGCGACACUGCGGUUUUCGCAGAGUACAAAAGGAGUUCUGACGCUCAGUCAAAACGCCGAAACCAAGCGACCCUUUCUCGUUUUAUCUUUGUCAGGAGAUAUCUUUUUGACCGGCCAAGUUUGCCGCAUUGUUGGGUUGUUCAUUGCUUUAAGCAAGGGUGUGAUCGACGAGGACUUUUGUGACUGCGUUUUCGAUGAAGCCUACCCUCAUCUUGUCUCUACUCCAGCGGCGCCAACAACAGGGAUGUAUGCUGGGGAAGCUUACUACAUGUCAAUGGAGGGCAAAUGCAAGGCUGUCUUGACUCCAAGAAAAAGUACGAUAUUCCAAGACGGCUGGAACGAUGACAAGACUCUUCAGAAAGUAUACUCGUGGCAACAAAGGGUGCGAGCAGAUGCCGCAGCUGCCUGGAUGGCUUUAGGGGAGGACAAAGAGGGCCGGCUCCUUGCGGAGAGAGAUUGGACAAAAGAAGUUCUUGAGCCAUGGGCGAUUCGGGCGAAAGAGCAGUUGAAAGAGUACCGGCAGUGGAAGAUGUCCAAGAAAACUAAUGUUUUGCAUGCAACGACUGGGGGAGCAGAAACACGGGCUCUAGAACCCCCUAUCGCUUCGAUCGAAACAGCGAUUCCAUCGUUGUUCGAGAAAGUGCUUCGUUAUUUGCGUGAUGCUGACAAGAGUGGAUUUUGGCCGUCUACGACUCCUAAACGGCAGCUUGUGAUGGUUUCUACUGUUGUUGAAGGCAAGUCAGAAUCGUGCGACAACCCUUUCGAAUCGGGUGCGAUGCCGGCAUCGUUAUCUGUGGCCCACAUGAAGGCCCGCUCCAACAAGAUUGACAAAUCGUCAGCGUAUAUAUACGUAGAAGGGGAAGGAGGAGCAAGUGGCUCGUUUUCAGUCGGAGCCAUGCCAGGUGAAGCAUGCACCCAGCCGAAAGGGAAUGAACUUUUUCCGGAACUAAUGAGGGCAGCAUUUGAACUCGAGAUUGCACUUUGCCCAAAUCGGGAGCCUAGUAGCACAAUAGCGAUCAACCGGAAUGCUCAAUUCCGUCCACACACCGAUAGUGGAGCCGGAGCCGGGCAGAGCUCCAGCUUGAUUGUCGGGCUCGGGUCGUACUCUGGAGGUGAAUUGGUGGUAGAAGGUGAACAAAAAGAUAUUCGGUAUCGGGCGCUUGAAUUUAAUGGAUGGAAACAGCGACAUUGGACGAUGCCGUUUCAUGGCGAGCGUUUUAGCCUAGUAUGGUUUACACCGAAAGGUUGCGAAGGAGUUCGCGGUAUUGACCUGUGCAAAAACAUCGGGUAACGUUUAGGUUUUUUCCCGAACGUCUCCGAUGAACUAGAUAAAAGUUUCGUAAGUGGUAGUAGAAUGAACGAAAUGGAUCUGGG
Messenger RNA from Phaeodactylum tricornutum CCAP 1055/1, 2553 nucleotides. RefSeq lists its product with no specific name. Gene Ontology annotation, molecular function: RNA binding; pseudouridine synthase activity. The record is from RefSeq and is a predicted model, not a curated record. NCBI's taxonomy places the organism in Eukaryota, Bacillariophyta, Bacillariophyceae, Surirellales, Neidiaceae. The transcript has a single exon. The coding region runs from base 74 to 2470 and encodes 798 amino acids.